Messenger RNA from Gigantopelta aegis, 12038 nucleotides. RefSeq names its product low-density lipoprotein receptor-related protein 4-like. Bases 53 to 5569 code for a protein of 1838 amino acids. The transcript has 37 exons. The record is from RefSeq and is a predicted model, not a curated record. Gene Ontology annotation, molecular function: protein binding; calcium ion binding. Lineage: Eukaryota; Metazoa; Mollusca; Gastropoda; Neomphalida; Peltospiridae.
GUAAACACGGAGUACUACCAAACGGACUUAUGUCGUGCAUAUUUAAUAAAAUAUGAGGGUUUUGGCUGCAGUGUUAUCACUAUGUGCACUACUUCAUGUGAUCACAAGUGACGACUCUGCCUGUACCUGCCCUGAUCACCUAUAUCCAUGUGGUGGUCACUGUAUCUGCAUUCCUCUGCAGUGGGUCUGUGAUGGUGACGACGACUGCGAGGACCGCCAUGACGAACUCACCUGUGGUGUGCUGCCCACCUGCCCAGGUGAUGACAUAACCUGUGAUAAUGGGCGCUGUGUCAAGAGGGACUGGCUGUGUGAUUCCGACAAUGAUUGCGGAGAUGACAGUGACGAACUGGGAUGUCCUCCUCGCAAUUGCACGGAGGAUGAAAUGCAAUGCCGGAAUGGAAACUGCAUCCCUAAAGAAUGGAAGUGUGACGGUGAUGAUGAUUGCGGAGAUUCCUCUGAUGAAAAAUGUCGAAAACGUCCCUGUAAAGACGGGGAGUUUACUUGCGGUGAUGGAUCGUGUGUGAUGCAGAACUGGGUGUGUGACCAUGACAUCGACUGUGCUGAUUCCUCCGAUGAAAGCAACUGCGAGGAUGACGAGCUGCGGUGUCGAAAGGAUGAAUUCAAGUGUCACCGUGACGACAGCUGUAUCUUAAGAAUCUAUGUGUGUGAUGGAGAAGAUGACUGCGGAGACUGGGAAGAUGAAUUGCAGUGUGGAAAUAGUUUUUGUCGAGAGGGAGAGUUCAACUGUUCGAAUGGAGUGUGUAUCAACGCUAACUGGACAUGUGAUGGGGACUUUGACUGUGAGGAUCGAUCUGACGAGAUUAAUUGCUCAAAACCAAAGUGUGGAGCCAAUGAGUUCCAGUGUGGGACAGGCCACUGUAUUCGCCACAGCUGGCACUGUGAUGGGGAGCUCGACUGUUCAGACAACUCUGAUGAAGAUGGUUGCAAUCACAAAGAGUGCAGUGCGAAUCAGUUCCGGUGUAAGAACGGGAAGUGUAUCGGCCGACAGAAAGUCUGCAACGGCAACUUUGAGUGCACCGAUAAAUCAGAUGAGGAGAACUGCAACCUUCCUCCCACUUGCGGUUCUGACAAUGGCGGCUGUUCACAUCGGUGUGUGCAGACCAAGAUUGGAGCACGGUGCACGUGCAAAGUGGGCUAUCAGUUGAAGGAGGAUGGCAAAACCUGUGCAGACUUCGACGAGUGUCAGUUUGAUGGGACGUGCAGUCAGAUAUGUGAGAACACGGUUGGGUCGUACCGGUGUUCCUGUGUUACAGGCUACAAGCUCAAGCCAGAUGGCCGAGGAUGCAAGGCACUGGGUGGCGAGGCGUACCUGAUAUUUGCGAACCGCGUUGACAUCCGCCGCGUGACGACCGACCGGUCUGAGUACACGUCCAUCUUGCGAGGUCUGCAGAACGCGAUCGCACUCGACUUCCACCAUGAGAAACAGCUCGUGUUCUGGUCGGACAUCACGCUCGACAAAAUCAAGAGAGCUCACAUGGAUGGCAGCGAUGUGCAGGAAAUCGUAACCGAUGGUCUACAAAGCCCAGGUGGUCUGGCUGUGGACUGGGUGCAUGAUCUUCUGUUCUGGACUGACGCAGGAACAUCGAGGAUCGAAGUUUCUGACCUGCUCGGCAGACACAGAAAGGUUCUUAUCUGGGACAAGCUGGAGAAACCGAGGGCAAUUGCAGCACAUCCACAUCAUGGAGCCAUUUUCUGGACUGACUGGGGCAGUGUGCCCAAGAUAGAGCGUGCCAGCAUGGAUGGCACUUACCGUGUCAUCAUUGCCAACACAUCACUCUUCUGGCCCAACGGCUUGACCAUUGACUACGCAGCAGAGAAAGUGUACUGGGCCGAUGCUAAACAUCACGUCAUCGAGAGUUCCGAUCUCGAUGGAUUACACCGGAGAACGGUCAUCAGUGAGGGCCUGCCCCACCCAUUUGCUCUGACAAUGUUUGAGGAUGAGCUAUACUGGACUGACUGGCACACGAAGAGCAUCAACAAAGCGAACAAGUUCAGUGGCAAUGACAUUGAGACUGUGCGCAACCGCCUGCACUACCCCAUGGACAUCCACACAUUCCACCCACAGCGCCAGCCCCCGGGCGUCAAUCGGUGUCGUCAUAACAGCGGCUGCAGUCACCUGUGUCUGCCUAACAGCGUCAACUACUCGUGUGCCUGCCCCACUGGCCUCCAGCUCAACACGGACAAGACGAACUGUAGCAAAGACAUUGGGACCUUCCUGCUGUUUUCCACCCAGUCUGACAUUCGGCGUGUGACCCUGGGACUACAGCCGGAGAUAGCUGAUGUGGUGAUCCCACUGUCGGGAAUUUCCCGGGCGGUCGGCGUCGAGUGGGACAGUGACUCCGACUCGGUGUUCUGGACGGACGUCGGAUCAGAUGUUAUUGGAAAAGCAAAAUGGGACGGAUCGGGUGAAGAGAUUGUGAUUGGAACGAGCCUGGACAGUCCAGCAGGUCUGGCAUUAGACUGGGCAGGACGCAAGUUGUACUGGACAGACGCUGGAAACGACCGCAUUGAAGUGUCCAACCUGGACGGCAGUAUGCGAUCCGUCCUGCUGUGGGAAAACUUUGAUCACCCACGAGACAUUGUUGUUGAUCCACGAACAGGUUACAUGUACUGGACUGAUUGGGGCAAGAAGCCGAAGAUUGAGAAAGCUGGGAUGGAUGGGAGAGAUCGUGUCGUUCUGAUGAGGAAAAAUCUCACCUGGCCAAACGGUCUUGCCAUUGACUAUGAAAAGAACCGUCUGUACUGGACAGAUGCAGGGUCAAAGGUUAUUGAGUCAAGCACACUCGAAGGUCAUGACAGAAAGAGUAUUAUCCCCCUGAGUCUGCAGCACCCGUUCGGUCUGGCACUGUGGGGAGACAUCAUGUACUGGACAGACUGGCAGACGAAGAGUAUCCACUACGCCAACAAAUUCACUGGUCUGGAGCAGGGCAUUCUCCUCGCUGACAUGGGACACCUCAUGGACAUUCAUGUGUUUCAUCGGAGCAGAGAGUAUGUGCCGACUGUAUGCAGUAUGCACAAUGGUGGCUGUAGUCAUCUGUGUCUUGUGGCACCUCUGCCGCGAGGACAUUCAUGUGCGUGUCCCACCGGCCUGCUGAUGAAGGAAGAUGGCAGCACUUGUGAUGUUGAGAUGAAAAACUUUUUGAUAUUUACCCGUCGUUCCGACAUCCGAAAGAUCUCCAUGGCAGUGGACUAUUACGCUGAUGUGGUCAUCAACACAGGAAACAUGAAGAAUGCUAUUGCAGUGGAUGUCGACACUCACGAAGCAAAGAUGUACUGGACUGAUACAGUUCUAGAUCACAUUGCUCGAGCCAAUCUAGACGGCUCAGACUACGAGAUUGUCAUCUCUGAAGGCCUGCACACUGCCGAUGGGCUGGCUAUUGAUUCUGUUGGUCGGAAGAUCUACUGGACAGACGAUGGGCGGAACAGGAUUGAGGUGGCCACAUUGGAUGGAAAGAUGAGAAAAGUUUUGAUCUGGCAGAACCUAGACAAGCCGCGGGCUAUUGCCUUGCACUAUGAUGCAGGCUACAUGUACUGGACAGACUGGGGCAUGUUUCCAGCCAUCGAGCGAGCUGAUCUAAAUGGAGAGAACAGAAAAGUGAUUAUCUCGGAACACCUUGUCUGGCCAAAUGGACUCGCCAUCGACAGACCGACCUCGAGAAUCAUCUGGGCUGAUGCCAAGACAGAGUUAAUUGAAUGUGCAGAUCUCCAUGGCAACUAUCGUCGAACUCUUGUCGGCCAUGUUGCCCACCCCUAUGGUUUGACAGUGGUAGGGAAUUAUAUUUACUGGACAGACUGGCAGGCGAUGGCAAUACACCGAGCCAAUAAAAACACAGGAUCAGAAAUUAAAGUCAUUCAAGAGAAUCUACCUGGCAUAAUGGACGUACACGCUGUACAAAUAGAUACAGAUGCCCCUUGGAAUGUGACAACUGUGAACCGUUGCGGCAAUAACAAUGGUGGGUGCAGUCACCUCUGUCUGUCCCACCCCCAGGGAACAUCCUGUGCAUGUCCCUCGGGCAUUACAAUGAAACCAGAUGGGAAGACUUGCAAAGAAAUGCCAGACGCCUAUCUUCUGUUUGCCAGCCGUGGCAGCAUCAGGAGGAUUUCCAUGGAUACGAAAGACUACACCGACGUUUAUCUCCCCUUGCCUGAGUUGCACAAUGUAAUCGCUGUAGACUAUGAUUUGAAAAACAACAAAGUCUACUACACUGAUGUCUAUCUAGAUGUCAUCAGGCGUGCCAGUCUGAAUGGUAGCAACAUGGAAACUCUGAUUGAGAAAGAGUUAUCUACCACUGACGGUCUGGCAGUUGAUUGGAUUGCCGGCAAUCUGUACUGGACAGACACAGGUCGAGAUGUGAUUGAGGUGGCUCGACUUGAUGGAAGUUGUAGAAAAACUCUGGUGCAAAAGAACCUCGAUGAGCCAAGAGCUAUAGCGCUUUUCCCAAGGAAAGGAUUGAUGUUUUGGACUGACUGGGGGUUGCAUCCAAAGAUAGAGCGAGCAUACCUUGAUGGAACAACCCGUAAACUUGUUAUCGCAAAUAACUUAGGUUUUCCUAAUGGUCUUUCUAUUGACUAUGAUGCCCGCCGCUUAUACUGGGUGGAUGCAAAACUCGAUAAAAUUGAGACGUCAGACUUGAAUGGGAAAAAUAGAGUCACCUUGAUACAACAGGUGCCACACCCAUUUGGCUUGACAGUGUUUGGUGACCACAUCUACUGGUCAGACUGGCAGACCGAGAAGAUCGAGCGUGCGAGUAAACACACGGGGGAGGAUCGUCAGAUCAUACAGACGCGGCUCGAGGGUCUCAUGGACAUCCACAUGGUGUCACCUCUCAGACAGACAGGCUCCAAUGGGUGCAGUAAAAACAACGGUGCCUGCACUCAUCUGUGUCUUGCCAGGUCGAACAAUUACGUGUGUGCAUGCCCCAACAUUCCAGAGGGUGGCCCCUGCCUAACGGUGCCUGUUGCUACAGAUCUGAAUCAUUAUGAUACUUCUGACAUUGCCAAUAUUGACAUUAACUCCAAACCAGGCAAAACACUUAAAUGUACCCUGUCUGAAGAAGCUGCUGGGCACUGUAAUAAUGGUGGACUGAACACUCACAAUGACAGUAAGCAUGGAGAAGGAGUUUAUAUUGCAGUAGCUGUCGUGGCGGCCAUCGCUCUUGUGAUUUUCCUCAUCAUUUUUAUUUUAUGGAAAAGGCAAAGACGACGACAAUACAAUGUUGAAGAGCUUACCACCCUUACAUACGCUAAUCCAACUUACCAGAAAGCCAGCACAGAAACCAUCAACUCUGACAUACGCAACCAACGGGGUUGGCAGAUUUUUCGAUAUGUUAAAAAAGAUGAUCGUGUGACGAGUUUGCCACCAGAAGAGGAGAAGCUGAACAACCUGGAAACGGCCGCCCUGGUUCAGCAGCUCGCGACCGGCUCGGCCAGCCGCGACGACGACAGACUCGAACACAAACAUAUCACAAAAAACAUCUUCAAAAACAAAGUGCGCUACACCUCAGAGACUGCGAACCAUAAUAUUCCUUACACUCCUGUCGACACGUGACCGUGUGUGCGCACAUGUGUGUGUCGGAGACAGGGGGUUUUCAUUCUGUGAUAUCAAUGGUGCAGUACUACAGUGCUAAGCUACACGUCGGUUGUUGUUUUCUUGGAGCGACUCCUUUUUCAGGUUGAGAAAUGUUCGUGCAAGCAAAAUGUUAUGGAACACAGGACGUCUUGAGUUUUGUGUCGACGUACAACUGUUGUUUUGUUAGAGCUGUUAACUGUACAUUUGCUGCGUAGUUUCUCAUUCAUUGACUGGCCUGAUUCUCAAGUGAAUAUUGGUGUGUAUUAAUGUUAGUACUUGAAUUUUCGACAUUCUGUGAACCAGAGUUGGGGUACAGUAUACUACAGACUGUGAUGUAUUCUGCAGAUGCAUGGUCUACGAAAUGCAAAGCUUUAUGAACCUAUUACUGCAAUGGUUUUCCAUUUGUUCUACAUGAACUGUGAUGUUUUGUACAGACCUACUUCAAAGAGUGAAGCUUUAUGAAGCAAACGCUGCAUCUUUGUUGUGUGCACAUUUCGCCAGUUAUUUGUGUGAACUAUGAUUUUUUGUACUGAUGAACUACAAAGUGUGAACAUUUAUGGACCUAAAAACUUAUCUUUUGUUUGUGCAUGCGUGCGUAUGUGCGUGCAUGCGUGGGUGUGGGUGUGUGUGUGUGUGUGCAUUUGUGUACCCAUUUGUCUAAGCUAAUGUUUUUGUAUGCACGUUUACAAAGACAUGUUUUGAACCAAGUUUUAAAGCAGUGGGUUAUGUUCCAAUCAGUGGAAAUGGAUGCCACAUGAACAUAAAUUAUUAUGGAACCGUUGUUUACAGGAAGACUGCAGCUGCGAUUAUUCAAAAAUGUUUACCACAGUAAAACAUACUUCAUCCUCUGUGGCAGUGUUUUGCAAGGUUGGAAAUGUAAUGUGAGUUUUUUGUGGUCCUGUUUGACACCAUUUUCAGCAUUACAAAUGUUACCUCAGUAUGAUUUUCUAUGUCCAUAACACUGACAGAGUAUGUUUGGUAUAAUAAUCACGGUAUACAUUUCAAGAAAAACAUACAAGACUGGGGUUGGUAGGGCAGCCACCUCUCCAGAAUUAUCAAAUUCUGUACAUUUCAGAUUUUUUUUUUUUUUUUUUUUUUUACAUAGGCACCAGCGUUGAUAAACCCUGUGUGCCAAUGCUUUCAAGUUUGAAUGUUUAUAAUAUUAAUUUCUAGUCAAAAACUACUGUUUUGUUUUCCCCAAAACAAAUUGAAAAAUAGUGCUAUGAACACACACACAGUCACAGGUCUGUACUUCUCUGCAGCUUUACUGUAAUCUUGGUUUCAGGUGAACUUUAGUUUAGACACUUGUUUCGCUGAUGGCUUUGCCCAUUGUUUGUACCUGCUGGGGAUAUUGUCACAUCGAGAAAUGUUUUUUUUCCCCAUGUAAUCAUUUGGAAGUAUGGUUAAAACAUUAUUCUGUAAUGUUCAUAUGCUAUGAGAAUGGAAUAGUUGAUUGAGGAGUUAAAUAUACAAUAUGAGAGCAUAAUAAUGAUUUACUAGACACGAAUAUAUCAUUAUAGAUUUAGAAUUUUUUGUAAUAGUAAAAUAGUUUAUUGAGUGAAUUCAAUGAUUCAUAGGUGUCAGAAGAUGGCAGCAACUUGGGGGGGGGGGGGGGACACUUAUUAAAUGCAAGAUCAUAUUGUGGCCCCCCCAGUUUCAGAGUUGGGGGGUGGGGGUGGGGGCAAUGCACACACACACACACACACACCAUUUCCGACGCCUAUUUAACAUUGAAGGAGUUGAAUGGUAUGCUGAGAGAAUGAAAUGAUGAUUCAGUUAACAAAUAGAGUGAAACCCUUCAUAACCGGACCCUCGGUAAACUGGAAUUAACAUGUUUUUCAUUGUCCAUUUUUAAACAUCAGUACCAAAUAGAACCUCUCUAAACUGGAUAUCUCUAACACCAAAGCAUUUACUUGGUCCCAUGGGUGUCCAGUUUAGAGGGGUUUUACUGUCAUAUAUUUAGAUUGUAUAUGGCAUUAACCAAGAAUGUACAAAUAUACUGACUAACAAGAGUUAUUGAAGGAAUGGAUAUAUUGAAGGAAUGGAUAUAAUGAAGGAAUGGAUAUAUUGUAGGAAUGGAUAUAAUGAAGGAAUGGAUAUAGUGAAGGAAUUAAAUGGUUAUAGUUGGAAUAAACAUAUAUUGUGGAAGUAAAGUAAUGUGAAAUCUUAUUUUUGUGGGCUUUAACUUUCAUGGUUUUGCUAAAUAUAACUGAUUUCAAGUAGUAUGAUAAAUUCAUAUUAAAUGUACACAUGUAUUAUAUUUUCAUUGUUCUUAAAUUAAUUGACUGCACUAGUCCACAAAUUACAUGAAAAUUAGACCACCAUGGAUAAAAGUGAUUUCACAGUAACAUAUCAAGAAAAUUAUAUAUCAUGUAAAAGAGAUGAAAUAAUAUCUGGUAUGUCUUGUAUGAAUGCAUGGUUUUUGAAUGAGUGUUUUGCAUGAUGUUUUUUCUCUCAAAGAAUUGCCAGUGUUAUUCUGCAUAACCAGUUUUAUUAUUUAUGUACAGGCCAAACCUUGCCACAACGUCUAUUUAUUGCUCUGAAAACUGCCUGCCUAUGAUGUAUUAUGUAUUAUCCUUAGAUCUUUUAUGAUCAUCUCUAAUAGUAUGGGCAUACACCUGUAGGCAGUGUACUCCUUUAAGUAUACUUUUUGUGACACAGACCUUGAAGCAUGAAGUACCUUUCUUUUCCCCUCUGGAAUAUGUCUGUCCUGUGACAAGCCCCUAGUUAUCCAGAGACAGGAUCCCGGACGGACAUGCUCAAAACUCUAGUGGUAUAUGAGCAUGUAAAAAUUAUUCGCACUCUGGAAUAUGUAAAAAUAAAUUAUGUUUUGACAACAUAGAAAAUUGCUUCUCAUCAAACUUAAUUUGUUUAAUUUAAUGGGGUGGGGAGAGAAGUCUUGGUCACUUUAAUGAUGAAAUCUAGUUACACCCCUGACUGAUAGAAGUGUUAAUUGAUUUUCCAGGUGUUGUAUUCAGUUGACUUGUUUUAGUGAAAUUUUAAAUUCUGGUCAUAUGUACAGAUUAAAGUCAAACUAUGUGCCUGUGUCAGACGUGCUUUAUGACAGUAUAGACUGAACAAGCACACUAAAACAGACCUUGCAGUGAAAACAAACUGAUAUGAGUGAUUAAUUACUCCUGUACUUAGAUUAUGGAGAUCACCUCCUGUCCCGAGUCAGGCCCCUGAUCAUAUCAGAGACUUUACUCGUGAGAGGCUUGUUCAAAACCCCAGUGAUACACGAGCACGUAAAACUAGUUGCCCAUUGCCCAUAUGGGGAUACAUUUAAGAUAUUACCAUAUUGAUAUCAUAUAAAUUUACAUUUUACGGUGAACUAAAAAAUUUCUCCUUGCACUAGCCUGAGGGGAGUGAUGGGGAGUCAGAGUGAUAGCUCCCCUUACAUGGCAAAGUCUGAUUAAAAUAAAUUGAUUUGAGGAGAAACAGAUUUGAACUGAUUAGAAAGAAACAUAUCAAAAUGCCUUUUUAAAAAUGGUUGCAAGAGGAUUGGAUUCUGUUGUCAGUUACUUUUGUUCAUUCUGUUUCACAGUGGCAGGAUGCCUAUUCAAAUACAGUGGUGUAAUGCUCGUCUCAGACUACCAACUGCCAGCAGAAAGUUGGCCAACUUUCUGUUGUCACAACUUCUACGACUGUCUAGUUGCUAGUCUGAGCACUCAGUUCUAGUUGUAUAACACAUUAGUUAUUAAUCUGAGUGCAUCCGUCUUAAGGCAGGAGUUGGGGGAAUUACAGCACAACCGUCAAGUUGGCCAACUUCAUUGUGACAGUUAACAGUCGGAGCCUAGCAUUAAUAUGAUUAAGCUCCUUCCUAAACUGUGUAAUCAGUAAAACAUAGCUGGCAUGGAAAUAACAGCAGCUGAUGAGGUUUUGCAUAAUCUCUGCUUGAAUACAUAAUACAGCUUUUGUUCUAGAUAUUGUUAUGAAUCUAUACUAGGAUACAGUAAAAAAAAAAUAUAUAUAUACACUGACCAUAAAAGAAACAUACAAAAAUUAAAGAAUACAAAAUUGACAAAUACAGAUGUCAGCAAAUAUUUUUAAGUGAAACAUUUCAUAACUAUUUUUAAUAGGGCAAUGUUAUUUACUUUAUAUUUUUAUUAAAUUCAGAGUCAUGUGCUGAAUUUUAAUGUAUAUGAACUCUUGUGCCCACCGACUGUCAGUCACAAAUGGCAUCUCCAGUACAGCGAGUUUAUUAAUAAGUUUAUAAAGUAUCCAGGAAUGUGGCUGCACACCUACAUGUACAUGUACUUGAUACUUGCACACAUUUGUGCAGCUGUACAUGUGUAGUAUGUACUUGAUACUUGCACACAUUUGUGCAGCUGUACAUGUGUAGUUCUUCCAAAGUAACUGUCGUUGGUUGCAUCUGAAUUUCAUCCCAGAGAAAGUAAAUGUGAUUCGGGUCGGGGCCUCAUUCCAGGAAGCAAUCUUAGCACUAAGAUUACCUUAAGUGCAUACAUACCUAUCUAAUGCACUUACGGUGAUCUUAGCACUAAGAUCACUUUGUGGAAGUGGGACCUGGGGCCUUAUUCACAAAGGUCUCUUAGGUUCUGCUAGACAACAAAGCAUCCUCUUUGCAAGUCUUUUAGCAUUGCACUGCGAGAUCGCAAAGUUGCGAGAGUUUAGUGAAUUAGGCCCCUGGUCUGCAAGCUGAAUGUUUGGAUCAAAUUCAAAGAUAUGUUAUUUUAUUGGGGAAAGUCAUGUAUUGCUGUCACAGAAUGUGUAUGCACAUUGCCUUGCACAUUUUAAAGCAAAAUAAUUCACGUUUCUUUUGCUGUUCAGUAUACUUGUAAAGGUAUUAAAAUGUGUCAUCUCAAACUGAACACAGCAGACCAUCAUUAGUAAGAAAUUAGAUGAUUGGUUAAUAUUGAAGCAUGUUAAAGGAACAGACCCUAGUUUUUCAACACUACAGCAUAUUUUUCACUACUGGAGCCAUUUAUGAUCACUGAAAUCAAACAUUACUUAUAUUUUAUUCUUUAGAUUAUUCAUUUCCGUAAAACCGAAGUGUUUCUGGUCAUCCUGGUGUUUCUAAUACCCAAAAAUUCAUUUUUCAUAUUUUUAAAAACACACGUGCAUCUGAGAAAUAGCGAUUUAUUGAUUUGAGUUGUAGUCUAUGUUUAAGGAUAUUUCCUGUUUUAACGUCACAGACUCUUCUUUCACUCUGUUGUAACAUGAUCCAAAUGAGUUAAGGUUUGUGGAUCAACUAAACUUAGUGUCCAUUUUUACUGGUUAAAACUAGGGUCUUGCGCCUUUAAGGGCCUCCAUGUACAAUGAAAUGUUUUAGCAUUUACCAUUUCGUAUUCUGCACUUUGUAGUCUGAACAAAACAGUGGCAUGCUACAUUCAGCCGCUAUCCAUGUGCUCCAUGAAUUAUGAUACCAAAUGUUCCUGCACAAAACAGUGGCAUGCUACAUUCAGCCGCUAUCCAUGUGCUCCAUGAAUUAUGAUACCAAAUGUUCCUGAACAAAACGGUGGCAUGCUACAUUCAGCCGCUAUCCAUGUGCUCCAUGAAUUAUGAUACCAAAUGUUCCUGAACAAAACGGUGGCAUGCUACAUUCAGCCGCUAUCCAUGUGCUCCAUGAAUUAUGAUACCAAAUGUUCCUGAACAAAAUGGUGGCAUGCUACAUUCAGCCGCUAUCCAUGUGCUCCAUGAAUUAUGAUACCAAAUGUUCCUGAACAAAACGGUGGCAUGCUACAUUCAGCCGCUAUCCAUGUGCUCCAUGAAUUAUGAUACCAAAUGUUCCUGAACAAAACGGUGGCAUGCUACAUUCAGCCGCUAUCCAUGUGCUCCAUGAAUUAUGAUACCAAAUGUUCCUGAACAAAACGGUGGCAUGCUACAUUCAGCCGCUAUCCAUGUGCUCCAUGAAUUAUGAUACCAAAUGUUCCUGAACAAAAUGGUGGCAUGCUACAUUCAGCCGCUAUCCAUGUGCUCCAUGAAUUAUGAUACCAAAUGUUCCUGAACAAAACGGUGGCAUGCUACAUUCAGCCGCUAUCCAUGUGCUCCAUGAAUUAUGAUACCAAAUGUUCCUGAACAAAACGGUGGCAUGCUACAUUCAGCCGCUAUCCAUGUGCUCCAUGAAUUAUGAUACCAAAUGUUCCUGAACAAAACGGUGGCAUGCUACAUUCAGCCGCUAUCCAUGUGCUCCAUGAAUUAUGAUACCAAAUGUUCCUGAACAAAAUGGUGGCAUGCUACAUUCAGCCGCUAUCCAUGUGCUCCAUGAAUUAUGAUACCAAAUGUUCCUGAACAAAACGGUGGCAUGCUACAUUCAGCCGCUAUCCAUGUGCUCCAUGAAUUAUGAUACCAAAUGUUCCUGAACAAAACGGUGGCAUGCUACAUUCAGCCGCUAUCCAUGUGCUCCAUGAAUUAUGAUACCAAAUGUUCCUGAACAAAACGGUGGCAUGCUACAUUCAGCCGCUAUCCAUGUGCUCCAUGAAUUAUGAUA